GCGCACCCUAUAGCAUAGAGAGGCGCUUCGCUUUGCGGUUGACUUUGGCCGACUCCAACUUCCAGUGCACUGUCGUCCUCUACCACGAGCUGGUCCUGCGAGCGGCCGCUGACAUGGGUGCUGCUCUGCCGGAUGGAGUCCAAGAUACGCAGCCGGUGCGUGCCCAGCUCCGUGAUCUCUUUCGCGCUGCGCAGUGGCUGUGUCGCUUCACCUUCCGGGAGAAUGAUUACCAGCAGACUGAGUUGGAAUGUCGACACCUGGCGCCUUGUCUGCGUGCCAGCCGAGCUGAAGCUGUCGUCGCACCUGAAGCCCUGAACUGGAAAGCGUCCCAUUGCCAGAUGAACAACGGUUGCCCAGUCGCGCCAUUGGCUACGUUGCAGGUGUAUGCCCAGCUUGGCUUGAUUUCGGUGGAUGACGUGGAAGCGGCUAGCUUCGUCAGAUGCUUGGUGGCCUUCAAUGACGAGCAGCUCCCCGACGAGGAAGCUCUGCAGAAGGACAACACGUCCACCUCGGCAAUGCGCGUCAAGCGCUCCGUGGACUGCCUAUUGUCUGCCCCGGCUGCCACAGGUGCGCCGAGCCGGGUGAAGCUGCGUUGCGCUGGCCCUGCAUCGGCGGUGGCAUGGCUGCUGCGGGGCAACGUGGGCGAGGCGCAUUUCGUGGUGCUUGCUCACACCUCAGAUGCUGGCGAGUGGAGCGUGCUGUGGCACGUGCCGGUGGAAGCACAUCGUGUGCAGGGAGUCAAGACCUUCAUGCUGCGGAUCUAUGGAGUCAAGAACUUCAUGCUGCGGAUCUAUGAAUCUGAAGUCAAAAGCCCACAAACACUCACCUACGACCAGGCAUGGACUCCAAUGAAGCGUCUUGCAAGCGUCAUGGAGACAGCGCCGGAGGACGCGUCGAUGACUGAGGAUGCGGCGUAA
This is a messenger RNA of Cladocopium goreaui, 917 nucleotides long. NCBI's taxonomy places the organism in Eukaryota, Dinophyceae, Suessiales, Symbiodiniaceae. The record is from the annotation of a GenBank genome assembly.